UUUCCAACUCCGUCAAUCAUAUCGUUUGUUUACGCAAUUGGUUUGUUUCCUUUAAGAGGCGGGGCUAAAUUGCACAACCCGGAAAAACACGCUGUCUGCAGGAUAUAUCAGGAGAGAGAACAGUUGAUGUGUACGUUUCACCGAAUAGAAAUGGCAGGUUUGAACAGGGACCACAACAAAAGGACAGCUCGAUCUAAUGAUUCAGAAUCUGCAGUUGACCCACCAGUUUUGCGCAUCAGCCAGCUGGAUGCCCUGGAGCUAGACUCAGCUCUUGAGCAACUGCUGUGGACCCAGUUCACUCAGUGUUUCCAAUACUGCCGCCCAGGGUUGCUCACCCCGGUGGAGCCUGAACUGAAAGCAUUACUUUAUCUGCUGCUCUGGAGGUUUACUCUUUAUUCUAGCAAUGCCACAAUAGGUCAAUCUCUACUAAGCCUGCGCUAUCAAAGCACAUCUUCAUCAUCUCCCCACUACAGAUCACUGUCCCCUCGUCAGAAGUUGGAUCUUGCCAUACUUACUGCAGGCCCCCGUUGGCUGCAGGAGCGUUGCUACCGUCUGCUGCCAUAUUUGUCUUUGAGUCCAAGAGGGGCUGUUUCGGAAUUGGAUGGUGGCUUGCUGCAACAAAGUCUCCGUAAAGCCCUAACUCUUGUUUCUGGUCUGGCAAAGUUUGCUACCUUUGUCAACUUCCUAGUUUUCCUAAGAAAUGGCCGCCACCCUGCCCUACCUGAAAGAAUUGCGGGAGCUCAGGCUGUGUUCAGUAAACCUAAUGUGGUUCGAGAUGUAACUUACCAGUACAUGAACCGGGAACUACUGUGGCAUGGCUUUGCCGAGUUCCUCAUCUUCCUGUUACCGCUGGUAAAUUUAAGGAAACUGAAAGCAGCGGUGUUAUUGCAUGUGCUUGGAAGAAAAGAUUCUGAGGAAGAAAGCAAAAGAGAGGGAAAAGACAUGUGGAAAAACUGUGGACUAUGUGGAGAAUGGCCAACAAUGCCUCAUACGGUGGGGUGCCAGCACGUUUUCUGCUACUACUGCAUUAAAAGCCACAGCAUAGCCGACGCUUACCUCACAUGUCCGAAAUGUGGGGCAGAAGCAGGGACGCCCAAUGUGGUGAAGAUGGACAUGCGGGUUGUGGGCAGGUGAUGGUUCCAUCCUGCUGAGAGAAAACUGCUAGAAAUGUGAUCUGAAUGAAAGGGAUAGUUGAGGAUUAUUUAAGCAAAGAUUUGGUAAAAAUGUAAGAAGCAAGUAGUGUUUUAUCUUUAGCAAAUAACUCUGUUUUUUUGUUUUUUGUUUUUAUUGUUUACCAUGAAUCCGGAUCAUUAAGGUGAAGCUAACAGACAUGACCAAAUCAGACUUCUGUCAGCUUGAAACAACUUGAGUCUCAGAAACAUCUUAACUGUUUUUGCAAACAUUUUCAAAACCCUUUAAACUUAUGUUAGCAUUGGGCAGUCAUAUUUAGAGAAGCCAAUGUUUAAACUUGAUUGACUUAUUCAUUGAUUAUUUAUACAGAAAACGGACUCAGGAGGUUGUGUGGCACCAGUAAUAUGAAGGUGGUAUAAGAAAGUAGAAACACCGUUUCAUUGUUUUUUGUUUUUUUCUCAUGCUGUUUUUUUUUAAUAUAUGAUACUCUGACAGAAAAACUUUACAUUUGGUUCUUAGUACGAGUUUCAUAUAUGAGGAAUAUUUCUGGUAGUCCAUCUCCUACCUCUGUUUCCUAUCUCCUUGAUAGAAAUGUUAAUUUCUGAAGAAAUUGUGUUCAUCUGUUCCCAGUAUUUGCUUUUUUUUUCUUUCAAAAUAUUUAGUCACGUAUGACUUUAUGAUAGGAGGACUUUUCCUUACUGUGUCUUUUCUAAGCACACAGUUGUCUGCUAUGUUUAAUGUAUGUGUGCAUAUAUUGACAGUCUUCUGUGCCCUCUGUUUCUCUGGCUGGACUUUGGAUGGAAUUAUUUGUCUUUGGUGCACUGGACAGACUACAGAGCACCACAUGGGGCAUAUAUUUGAUGAGUGAAUGUGUUGAUUUAUGCUCCAAAUUGGCUCUGUGAUGGGGCGCGUGUGUGUGUGUGUGUGUGUGUGUGUGUUUGUUGAAAUGGGAAUAUUUGUUCUGAUGAAAAAUGCAGAAAGUCAGCUGAAUAAAUAAUGGGAGGAAUUUCUGAUGCCUCUCAUCAUGGUCAAAUUAGCAUUUGUUGUGUAUUUUGUGCCUAAAUUGUAUUUCAACAUCAUUAAAAUUGAUAGAGUGCUA
This is a messenger RNA of Xiphophorus couchianus (Monterrey platyfish), 2230 nucleotides long. It is a transcript of the gene pex2, whose product is annotated as peroxisomal biogenesis factor 2. Gene Ontology annotation, cellular component: peroxisomal membrane. Gene Ontology annotation, molecular function: zinc ion binding. The transcript has 2 exons. The record is from RefSeq and is a predicted model, not a curated record. NCBI's taxonomy places the organism in Eukaryota, Metazoa, Chordata, Actinopteri, Cyprinodontiformes, Poeciliidae. Gene Ontology annotation, biological process: protein import into peroxisome matrix. The coding region runs from base 127 to 1134 and encodes 335 amino acids.